AUGAAGUUGAAAUUGAUGACAAGAAGUUCUGAGAAAUUGAAGGAUACUUUAUCUUUGAUAUCGCAUGUCCGUAAAUUUGUUAUUCUAAAAUUCACGCCAAGUGAGCUUAGUGUGAUUCUGGUUAAUGGUCAAUCUGUAAAACUGGAGCCGCAAGUAUGGUGUAAACUACCUGUUUCUGCGAUAUUUGAUACCUGUGAAAUACAGAGUGUGAGAGACAACACAAUUCUGAUGGAAAUCAAUAUAGAUUUACUUGUGCAGACGUUGAAAAACUUUGAUAAAGCAAACAGUGAAGGAUUAAAUAUACGGUUACAGCGUACGGAUACUUCUGGAGCUAAAGGCACGAGCACUACAACAGGACGAACAGCAUCAUUGGCUUUGUUUUAUUCCAAUUUGAAUAUCAAUGCCAAUAUUGUCAACCACACAUUCAGAAUACCAGUUAAGAUACUACGAGACGCACAGGAUAUGCUACAAGAGCCCACACAUUCUGACCUUGGAUUGAUAAUGAAGUUACCUAAUGAAUUUGUAACCAUGUUUAAAAGAUUGGAGAAAUUCAAAAAAGUGCCGUCCAGUGAGGCUUUUACAAUUAAAGCUAGUCGAAGAAAUGGGGGAUUUCUAGGAUUUAUAUUACAAGAAACUGGGAAAUUCAAGGUGACAAUUAGCUGGAACGAUAAAUUGGAAGUGCACAAACCAACCACCACAGAAAAUGAUUCAUUGAGAGAGACACUUCGAAAUGGACCUAGUCAAUUGGAGGAACAUGAGGAAGAUAUUAUAAAUGAUAUUGAUGAAAUUGAGGUAAACUUGAAAUUGAAAGAUUGGCAACUGGCUUCCAAAAUUGUUGGCCGAUGUCGAACAGUGAUUCUUUAUAUUGGGGAAAGAGAGUGUAGUUUACAUUGCUUGCUAGAUGAUACAGAUGAUGUUGAGAUUGUAUAUUUUAUUAAUGGUUCUAGAAUAAUACACUAA
Molecule: messenger RNA, 960 nt
Organism: Candida dubliniensis CD36
Lineage: Eukaryota; Fungi; Ascomycota; Pichiomycetes; Serinales; Debaryomycetaceae
Gene: MEC3
Product: Mec3p
Exons: 1
Coding region: 1-960 (319 amino acids)
Biological process (GO): telomere maintenance; double-strand break repair via homologous recombination; mitotic intra-S DNA damage checkpoint signaling
Cellular component (GO): site of double-strand break; checkpoint clamp complex
Source: RefSeq, a predicted model, not a curated record